UUGACCUUAAAUGAGCAUUCUUCUCCAAAUGCAGAUGCAGUUUCAAAAACUAUAGAUCCACCUGUCUUCUUGGAGCCCAUCAAAGACUGUUGUGUGAAUGAAGGAAGUACCAUUGUGUUGCACGGGGUUCUCACAGGAAGUCAGCCCAUCAAAGUGACAUGGCUGCACAAUGGUGAAGUAGCACAUUUUGGGAGUCCUUUCUUCAAUGGCAGGGAGGCCCGUUUUGUUGUGAGGGAGUGCUUACCAGAAGAUGCUGGAGCCUACACAUGCUUGGCUGAAAGCAGGGCAGGGAAGACAUCUUGCAGCGCUGCUGUGUUUGUUAGAGACUUCGAAAGUAUCUGUGGUGUUUCAAAGCUAACCACAAUUGCAUCAGAGAGUAUCAUGGAAAAUGGAGGGUCACCAAAAACUCCCAAAGACGAGCCGCAAAAGGCCAAAGACUCUUCUCCUACAAGCUGCAACAAGCAGAGUCCAGUCUCUUCUCCCAGAGACGUUGUCCCAAAGAGGAGAGCCAACUCAGGGACAGUCCCAGCGUUAACUUUUCUAAAUCCCACGAAGCACCUGGAAGUAAAGGCAGGGCAAACUGCCAAGCUGACCUGCUUUUUCACAGGAAGUCCCCCUAUUGCGUCCUGUUGGAUCCGAAAUAAAGAACAGAUAGAGGACGGUCCAGAGGUGUGGACAGAAAAUACCGACCAAAGCAGUACCCUGGUUAUAACAGAGGCCAAACCACAGCACACAGGACGCUACACCAUUGUAAUAAAGGAUCGCAAACACGUGGCAGAACACACACUUACCCUUUCUGUCAUAGAGCGGCCAGAGCCCCCGGCCUCGUGUCCAGUGGUCACCCCUAUCUCUGCGUCCAGCCUUGUGCUGUCCUGGUCGGGCCCUUGCUACGACGGCGGCAGUGCCAUCCUGGGUUAUUGGGUUGAGGUGAAGAACCAAGGAGGUGCUGAGGCUGAGGAGUGGAGACAGCUCACCGCCCGGUGCGAGAGCACCUCGUACAGAGUGUGUUCUGGGCUGGAGCCUCGGCAGGAAUACUGUUUCAGAGUUCGGGCGUUCAACGCCGUGGGAGUAAGCGAGCCAAGUCCGGUUUCAUCGUCUGUGAAGAUGGAGCAAAAAGAUUCGGACCAGAUGGAAAAAGAGCCCCCUCGUGUGUAUUCCUGUAUCACCGUUGAGUCAUCCCACAAAGUCACAGAUCACUACAAUUUGCUGGAAAAACUUGGAACUGGAAAGUUUGGCCUGGUGUUCAAGUUGACACACAAAGAGACGGGACUCGUGUGUGCCGGGAAGUUCUACAAAGGACGCAGUGCCAAAGAAAGGAAGGCCGCUCUAAAAGAGAUAGAACUGAUGAACGACCUGCAUCACCCAAAACUGGUCCAGUGCCUGGCCGCAUACGAUCACAAACCCGAAAUGGUCAUGGUAAUGGAAUACAUUGCAGGGGGAGAACUGUUUGAACGGAUUGUGGAUGACAACUUUGAGCACACCGAGCCUGCUAGUGCGCGCUACAUGCAGCAGAUCCUGGAGGGGAUUGCCUUCAUGCACCAGCAGAAAAUAGUCCACCUGGACCUCAAACCUGAAAACAUUGUAUGCGUCGACACCACUGGCACCUCCAUAAAGAUCAUAGAUUUUGGAUUGGCCGGCAAGCUUGAUGGCCAGACACCUCUGAAGGUUAUGCAUGGGACUCCUGAGUUUGUAGCGCCUGAAGUCAUCAACUAUGAGCCUGUCUCUUUGGCCACUGACAUGUGGAGUGUUGGAGUAAUCUGCUACAUCUUGUUGAGUGGCGAGUCUCCUUUCCAGGGAAACAGUGAUGCAGAGACUUUAGCCUUGGUCACCGCAGCUCAAUGGGAGUUUGACGAGGAGAGCUUCGAAGAGAUAACAGACGAGGCCAAAAGUUUCAUCAGCUCCCUUCUCAAUAAGGACUGCAGGCGGAGGAUGUCCUGCCAAGAGGCCCUUGACCACCCCUGGAUUGCAGCAUUUGAUUCCAGAGAUCUUACCUCCACAAAGAGUCUGUCCAAGGAGAAAAUGAAAAGGUUCCUUGCCAGGCAGAAAUGGAAGAAAGCUGGAAAGGCCAUGUUAGCCCUAAAGAGAAUGGCUCUGUUGUCCAGAAGCGAGAGCUCCAGUUCUCCCACAACCACUGGAGAGGCCUUCCCCCUGAGCCCGGAGGCAGAGCAUGCCCUGGAGUCGCUGGAGCGUAAGAUGCAGGGGCCUCCCUCGUUCACCCGCAGCUUGGAGGACCAGAGUGUUGCUCGGGGAUCCUGUGCCCGUCUCACAUGUCACCUCACAGGGUAUCCCGACCCAGAGGUGGUGUGGCUGUGUGGGGAAGAACCUGUGGAGGAGUCCUCCACGGUGCAGAUAGAGUACGAGGAAGAUGGCUGCUGUGCACUGGUGCUCUCAAAAGCCGGACCAGAGGACACCAACGUGUACACCUGCAGGGCCACCAAUGACCACGGGGAGGCAUUCUGCUCAGCCAAGCUUGUUGUUCAUGAAUAGCGUCAUCAGCAGCCGUACCAACAGCAGAUAGAAUUUGUAGAUAUGUGUAGUCUUGCGUUGAAAUAAAGGUUGAUAUUUUGAUGAAAGGAAUUCAAAUGGGGACCAAACUGUAAACUUGUAGUCGGGCUAGAAAUAUAUAGCAUGAGUAUUUUUGAAAAGUCGAAUAGAGUUACAGAGUAGUACGCAUAGCAGGUGGUGUUAUAGUUAUAGUUAGAUUUUGUUUUAGCUGAAACUGUGAAACAUUGUGCAAGUGGCUGCAGCUUAUGAUAAAUGGACAUAUUCAUUCAGAAAAGCGAGCAGGCCUGGAAUUAUGCUGUUUGAGUAACGUGGUGUUGAUGACCUGUGUUUUUUUAUGUGCAUCUUACGAGUUUAUUCUGAGAAAAUAGACACUUGAUGGAAAUUUGGCUCAAAGACAGGCCAAGACAUGUAGAAAUAUCUACAAGUUCAUACUGAUAGAAAAGUAUUUUCUUAAAGUCACAGCCUUAAUGCAGCUUGCUCUUCCACUAUUUUAAUUUACACUGGAUACAAAGCGGUAUCUUUUGAAUCAGUUACACACACUUCUUUUGCAUUGUCUUUCUUGCAUAUUCUAAAUCAUUGUCCCAAGUUAUUAAAGAUACAUUGUAUUUAAUUGGUUAUUGACAAUAUUUCACCUCGUGGCCACAAGAUCUCACCUGCUGUGAAGAAGAAUCCGAGUAGGUAUUUUGUGUUUUCCGAUGAAGAGGUUAACUUUAUGCCCUUAAAAGUCAGGAAAGUAUGGGUUUGUGUGUGUCACCAGGUGCAGUCUGAGCUACAGCAACCUCACAACCCUAAACUGGGUUUAGAAAAGUGUAGAAAGUAGAUGGACCUCUGUAUUUUUUAAGUUGAAGUUGUGUUGAAGUUUAAAUAAAAAGAGAUCACAUGGAAACUCAACUUUAAUAGCUGCCUGUUAUCCAGUGAAGAAUGCAAGAAUAAUCUGUGGUUAAGUGUCUGUUUAACAUAAAAAUCAUUUCUAUAUUUC
Molecule: messenger RNA, 3484 nt
Organism: Menidia menidia (Atlantic silverside)
Lineage: Eukaryota; Metazoa; Chordata; Actinopteri; Atheriniformes; Atherinopsidae
Source: the annotation of a GenBank genome assembly